This is a messenger RNA of Drosophila rhopaloa, 2407 nucleotides long. RefSeq names its product hemicentin-2 (gene dpr2). Gene Ontology annotation, biological process: synapse organization. Lineage: Eukaryota; Metazoa; Arthropoda; Insecta; Diptera; Drosophilidae. Gene Ontology annotation, cellular component: neuron projection membrane. The coding region runs from base 570 to 1802 and encodes 410 amino acids. The transcript has 8 exons. The record is from RefSeq and is a predicted model, not a curated record.
CCGCAGUAUCAAACGAAUUCCGAGUCGCGGCGCACGUGUCUUCUCCUUUGGCGCGGAUUCGACUUCGAGUCCUUAUCGCAGAGUGUGAACUUCGCCUCGAAAGGAUAUCCCAAAGUUGCCGCUUUCGACUGCGGUGUUGCGGUUUCUCGCGGAAGGUGACAGUCACGAGGAACCACGUUUCGCAUGUUUUUUCGCUAAAACGGAUAAGGAUCGGUCGGGUUCGACUUCGCUCAGUGUAAUGUGCUUGAGGGAAAAGUGAAGUUUCCAAUUGGAGGCCGCUUUAUGCGGCCAGUGAAAGAUAUUGUCCCCAUAUCAGCUACCAAUCAUGCAAAUCCAAUGAAAUACUGACAGACUCAAUUGUGCUUCUCUAUGUUUUACAACUAAACUAAUGGAGCUGGGACCCAAAAAUGCACUUCAAAAACAAUUGAACCUGUCCUCUGUCAAACCACUCACAGAAAUGUGAACCGAAAUACCUAAAUUUAAGGUGCAAAUUACACUCAAACAACCGCCUUUGAGGUGAAUAAUUAUAAAUAAACAGAAUCGAGCAGAACCAGCUGGGCAAAAGGACCAUGGCCAUGGAAGGCAAAUGCUUCGGCCGCAUCGCUACGCCACUUCUUGUAAUAAUGAUAAGCGUUUCGAGAGCUUGUGCAAUGCAGCAGCAACACUUGAGUCCUGCCACACAACAGCAUCCUGGAGUUAAAUCAUUAUCAAACAUCGUGGACGGCAAUAGCAACCUGUUGCCCAUAAUUUCUGCGCCAUCGACCAUUGAUAAUGAUUACGUCUACAUUGCUUCUGUCAAUAGCAAAUUCCCCCAGUUCGGAAAUGCCCUGGACGAGGAGCAGGAGGCCGAGGAGCAGCAGCCAGAUGAGACCACCUAUCCACCGCCCGUUUUCGACUUUGGGAUGCCCAGGAACAUUACGACCAGGACGGGACACACGGCGGCCAUCAACUGCCGCGUGGACAAUCUGGGAGAUAAAUCGGUAUCCUGGAUAAGGAAACGCGAUUUGCACAUUCUGACUGCAGGCAUUUUGACCUACACAUCUGAUGAGCGUUUCAAGGUGGUGCGGACCGCCGACUCCAAGGAUUGGACAUUGCAUGUGAAAUAUGCCCAGCCACGUGACAGCGGCAUCUACGAAUGCCAAGUGAAUACGGAGCCAAAGAUUUCGAUGGCAUUCCGCCUGAAUGUCAUAGUAACGCCGCCAGAUGCCAAGGCGAUUAUUGCCGGACCGACGGACCUGUACGUCAAGGUGGGCAGCAGCGUAACACUCACAUGCCUCGUGAAGCAGCCGGCGACCACAGCGCAGGAUAUUGGGCCAAUCUACUGGUACCGCGGCCCCUACAUCCUCACCCCCUUCGUGGCCCAUCCGAAUGACGCGGCCAUCGACUUGCAGCGCAUCUCCAUGGAGUCCACGCUGGCAGAGAAGCUGCAGAGCAGAUUACGCAUUGCCAAUGCUCAACUGCUGGACACGGGCAACUAUACGUGCAUGCCGACCACAGCGGAAGCGGCCAGCGUGGUGGUCAAUGUCAUCAAUGAUGAGAGCCCCGCAGCGAUGCAGAAGAGCAGAGCGGUCCGGACAACAAGUGCAACUAGUCGCGGAUGUCGAAUGGUGCUCCUGCUGGCCAUGGUGGCAAGUUCCGUGGUGCGAUGGCUCAUCGGUGGCUGCCACAUGGACGUCAGCAGCGGCCGCGAGUCCUGCUCGAAUUUAUCCACUCUGCAUAUCAAUUAUAGCCGCCUGCAUGCAAAAUCAGCCAGACACUUGGAGCAGCAUCGAUGUCAGGCGUUGUCGCUGGCGGAAUCAUGAUAAUUAAGUAGCUGCCGCUCUGAAACAUCUUGUAUAUACAACUGAAUUCGUAGUUAAGCAUAAUUAUUUGUGUAAAUCCGAGACAUGAGAGAUGGGAAAACUGUACAAUUAUGAAAUAACUAGUUUAUAUUACUGCUUCACCCUCCUCCUAGACUUUAUUGUUUGGUUAUCAAACUUUGGAAUGUUUCUGAAACAUUUCCACUUUCCGCAUUUAUUCAGAAUUGAAGUGGUUUCCCAUCUGGCAUACAGUAAACUAAACUAUAACUACAUUUAAUGCUAAUUUUUAUGCCUAGCGUAAAUAUUCAUAAAACAAUGGAAAUAAAAAAAAGGUGCCCAAGUAAUUAUCAAAUGUUAUCGAAAUUACGCCCGAUAAUAACAUACAUUAGCGAUAACAGACACAAAAUGCAUUGUAUUGUUAAUUUCGGAAUGCAAAUAUUAUUAUUCGGGUGUUUUCUGUUAUUGCAAUUAUCUAAUUAUAUUUGUCACUGUGAAAACACUUGAAAACUAAUUCAACUCAACUCUCAUUAAAGCGACAGGCGUUGAAAAAACAAAUUUAAAUUGCGCUAUCAGCAUUAACACGAAAUGGCCACAAUUAAUUUCGAUUC